CCAAUGGCAAAUCGGAUGCAACAGAACUCUUCGAACCGAACUUUUCUGGAGUCAAAAACUCCGAGCGAUUCGCGGCUUAUGGUUAGGAAUGGGUUAGGCUUUCAAAAUCAUAAUCUAAUGCAAACCGUUGGGCGCAAUACAUCUCCGCCGCCCUCUCAGAGCCAACAGAUUCUCAACAGAAAAGUUGCGGUUGAGGGCGAGCUUAAUAGAGUGGGCACAACCACUACCACUAAUCUCUGUAGAAAAUCCACUUUUCGGGUGCGAGACUAUGCUAUUAAUAACGAAGACAAUGGUAUUGACUGCUUAGCUAACGGUACCAAUGCCUCAACCAAUGGCUUU
Molecule: messenger RNA, 339 nt
Organism: Oppiella nova
Lineage: Eukaryota; Metazoa; Arthropoda; Arachnida; Sarcoptiformes; Oppiidae
Source: the annotation of a GenBank genome assembly